This is a messenger RNA of Erythranthe guttata (spotted monkey flower), 1467 nucleotides long. Its product is annotated as ADP-ribosylation factor GTPase-activating protein AGD12. The record is from RefSeq and is a predicted model, not a curated record. Lineage: Eukaryota; Viridiplantae; Streptophyta; Magnoliopsida; Lamiales; Phrymaceae. Gene Ontology annotation, molecular function: GTPase activator activity; phospholipid binding.
GAAGCUGUAGUAAUAAAUAGUGAUUAAUUACAUAAAAGAAACAGUUGUUAUCGUUGAUUUCAAAUCAAAUUAAAAAGGCACCGCUUCGUUUUGUAUAUAACCAUAAACAAUUUACCCAAAAUCCUCUCUGCUAAGGAUUGAGGGUUCAUCCAUUCGUCAAAGCAAAUUCUUACGAAAAUAAUUCAGGUAAAGGGGAUUAUUGUGCAGGUUUUAGUUUUAAUAAGUACUAAUUUGUUGAAUGAUAUCAUUCUUCAAAGUUAGCAAUGAGCCACAACUCAUCAUCUUUGGGGAGACCAACUUCAGGUAAAAGAAGAUUGAAAGAUCUUUUGGUUCAACGAGAUAAUCGUGUAUGCGCAGAUUGUGGUUCUCCAGAUCCAAAAUGGGCGUCGGCAAAUAUCGGAGUUUUUAUAUGCUUGAAGUGCUGUGGUGUCCACAGAAGCCUUGGUACACAUAUUUCAAAGGUUUUGUCUGUGACAUUAGAUGAAUGGUCCGAUGAUGAAGUUGAUUCAAUGAUUGAGGUUGGUGGAAAUGCGUCUGCAAAUUCCAUUUACGAAGCUUAUAUUCCCGACGGGGUGUCAAAGCCUGGACCCGAUGCUAGCCACGAAGUACGUUCGAAGUUUAUCAGGUCUAAGUACGAGCAUCAAGAAUUUUUGAAACCUAGCCUGCGAAUUCAUUCUACUUCUUCUUCAACAAAGCAUUCUUUGCAAGCAAGCUUGUCAAGAAAGAUUAUGGACAGCUUUCGAAGUUCGGGUUCAUCAGAAAAAUCAGUAGGCAUGGUGGAGUUUAUCGGCAUGUUGAAGAUUAAAGUAAUUAAAGGAGUAAAUUUAGCUAUUCGAGAUAUGCUAUCAAGUGAUCCGUAUGUCGUUUUGACACUCGGGCAGCAGAAAGCACAAACAACUGUGGUGAAGAGCAAUCUAAAUCCCGUCUGGAACGAGGAACUUAUGCUUUCUGUCCCACAAAAUUAUGGCCCAAUAAAACUGCAAGUAUAUGAUUACGACACGUUUUCAUCUGAUGAUAUAAUGGGGGAGGCGGAGAUAGAUAUACAGUCGAUGAUAACUUCUGCAACAGCGUUUGGAGACAUUGGAAUGUUUGGAAAUAUGCAGAUUGGAAAAUGGUUAAAAUCGCACGAUAAUGCCCUAAUCGAAGACAGCACUGUUAACAUUGUCGACGGGAAAGUGAAGCAGGCCGUUUCACUCAAGCUCCAAAACGUCGAAUCUGGAGAUAUAGAUCUUGAACUUGAGUGGAUUCCCCUUGAUCAAUAAUUUGUGUCUGUGUGUGUAUAUACAUUUUCGUUUUUCCGUUUUACUCGAAAAUUUAUUUCGUUGUGUACGGUAAGUUAUUUAACCGGAAACUUGCAUUUCUUGACUUUGGGUUUUUUUUUUUUUUUUUAAAUUUGAGAAAUGUCACGGGAGUUGUAUAUUUUUGUCACAAGUUUAAUUAACUCAGAAACUUUUGUUUGAUGGUGAA